Molecule: messenger RNA, 2463 nt
Organism: Pygocentrus nattereri (red-bellied piranha)
Lineage: Eukaryota; Metazoa; Chordata; Actinopteri; Characiformes; Serrasalmidae
Gene: eaf1
Product: ELL associated factor 1
Exons: 6
Coding region: 141-917 (258 amino acids)
Biological process (GO): positive regulation of DNA-templated transcription; regulation of transcription elongation by RNA polymerase II
Cellular component (GO): super elongation complex
Molecular function (GO): transcription elongation factor activity
Source: RefSeq, a predicted model, not a curated record
AGCUUUAGAAAUCUUACAGUAUUUGUCAACAAAGCUCGUCUCUUGCGUGUUUUUGAUCACAUUUCGAUCCUUAAACUCGGAAUUGUGACUUUAAUGAAGCAACUUUUCAUAAAUGUAGAUUGUAGGCGACAGUCGCAGUCAUGAACGGGAGUUCUAAUCCUCUUUUGGACAAAGAGGAGCAUGUUUUAAAGCUCGGAGAGAGCUUUGAGAAGCGCCCCAAAUCCUCCUUCCACACAAUCAGAUAUGAUUUUAAGCCAGCAUCCAUCGACACCUCCUGUGAAGGGGAGCUGCAAGUGGGGAAAGGAGAUGAGGUCACCAUUACAUUGCCUCACAUACCAGGCUCCACGCCACCCAUGACUGUAUUCAAAGGCAACAAAAGGCCCUAUCAGAAAGACUGUGUUCUGAUCAUCAAUCAUGACACUGGAGAGUAUAUGCUGGAGAAGCUGAGCAGCAGCAUUCAAGUCAAGAAAACUAGAGCUGAGGGCAGCAGUAAGAUCCAGGCUCGGAUAGAGCAGCAGUCAGUGAGAGCCACGCAGCCUCCCUCACAGUUCCGGACUCCCACCAAGCUGAGCACCGGGGCCAAAACAUCCCCCACUAAAGACAACCCCUCCCCUGAGCCCCAGCUGGAUGACAUCAAAAGAGAACUGCGAGCGGAGGUGGAGGUUAUAGAGCAGAUGAGCAGCAGCGGCAGCAGUAGCUCCUCAGACUCGGGCAGCUGUUCAGGCAGCGGGGAUGACAGCUCCAGCAGCGACGGAGAACAGGACACUCAUAAUCCUCAUGGCCACACCCACCUCUCCCCCAGCCGAGACCCUCUGGCCAACGGCACAGACAAAGCGCAGGGCAGCAACCAGCUAAUGAACACACUCAGGAAUGAUCUGCAGCUGAGUGAAUCGGGAAGCGACAGUGACGAUGAUUGACGGCUGCCCUUCAUCACUCGCCCAGCGUGGAUCUCUGUCUUUCUUUUUAAGCGCUGUGUCCUGCUCUCUGCCUUCCUUUUGCAUUUUUGAGCUGUCAGCCCUUUUGCAGUGUUUUUGUCACAGUCUUUGUAUGUUUUUCCCAAGUCUCCUCAAAGUUCAUAGAGUGUAUUUUUUAUUAGAUGUAUAUUUUAAGGUUCUAGUGCAGAGUUGGAACAUGUAAGUAGGUGUAAAAAAUCUUAGCAUAGAGUUGUAUGCAAAAAGCUUGAGCAACCCUGGGCCACAUCACACACUGUGUUGAUUUUUAAAGCAAAAGGAAGUAAACAUAACUUCUGCAGCAAACUAUUUUAAAAAUUAAAAUUUUCUGCAAAAGUCAGUGUCUACAUUGUGCAAAACAACAUUAUAUAGGCCAGAGGCAUUUUGUAAACAAGUGCUGUGGAAAAUUCUUUGGCCAAAGGAAUGUUUGGAGAAAACAGGAACACCAUUUAAUGAAAGGAACACCUUGCUAACUGCAAAGCACUUGGGUAUGUGUAUUAUGCUUUGGGGCUGUUUAGCAGCCAGAGUUAUAGGAAACACUACAUGGAUAGAUGGAAGACAUGGAUUCCAUUAAAUAUCAGUAAAUUCUGGAAGCAAAUGUGACAGUCAACAAAUUGAAGCAUGAAGCAAAUUGAAGCACCACCAUGAACUACUCCAAGAAAUGCAAUCUGAGGUUUUUAGAUUGGUCCUCAAAGUCCCCUGACUUGAACAUCAAUAAAAAUCUGCGGUGUUCUGUGCGCUCUGCAAGAAAGAAUGGGUGAAAAUUCUCAAAACAAAAACAGAAAGUGUCAUAGCUGGUGACAAAAAAGCAUUUGUGAUCUGUGAAAUCUGCCAAAAGGGAAUAUUAUGUACUGGCGUUCAAACCUUUGCACAUGCCACUACUUUUCUACUUUUUAUCUUAAGUAACUGUGAAUUAACAUUUACUAUAAAGGUUGGUUUUUCUUCUUUUCACAAAAAUCAACAACAUAUGUAAUUUGCCCAGGGGUACCUAAACAUCUGCAUACAACAAUACUUAUUCAAAAAGAAUUGUGUUAAUUUAUAUGCAGUGUUUUCAUGACGUAUAAUUUAAGCUAUUAGAAUGUUGCCAAGUUGGAAUCAUUUGGCAAGAAGGUCAUAUGGCAUGUCACUUACUCUCUAUGGAGGUUUUACAGAAGCAGACAGAAAUCAGUAUGGUCUGUUAUAUGAAAUGAAAAACUAAAUUCUGAGCUGGUGCAUAGAUUAUAGCCUAAAUGUAGCUUUUAGCCUGUAUACAGAUUUUAGCCUAAUGAUUGUAGUAAAUGUAGACUGGAAAUUUACGGUUCAAUUGCUGAAAUUUCUAAUGCUUAUUGCUCAUUCUGUGAUGCAGCAUCUUGAAAUUUUAUUUUCUUUAUUGUUUAAAUUGCUAAUAAUAAAAGAGCAAUAAGCAGCUGUUUUUCUUUUGCUUGAAUGUUGAGUUUGUGACUUGACCACUGCAGCCACUGUAUGGCACUGUACUGCACCACUUCUAAUAACAUUAAAUUAGAUUAAUUGUUCA